Messenger RNA from Gopherus flavomarginatus (Mexican gopher tortoise), 2231 nucleotides. RefSeq names its product gap junction beta-5 protein-like. The transcript is spliced from 2 exons. Gene Ontology annotation, biological process: cell communication. The coding region runs from base 122 to 967 and encodes 281 amino acids. The record is from RefSeq and is a predicted model, not a curated record. NCBI's taxonomy places the organism in Eukaryota, Metazoa, Chordata, Testudines, Testudinidae. Gene Ontology annotation, cellular component: connexin complex.
CACAUGGGCACAAAAAGGAACUUGGGCUGUCGGUUUGUCUCGGAUUUAUGCCCACAGUACACCGGAGAGAAGCAAAGCAUCCCAGGCUGAUCCUAGACCCAAUUAACGGGAGCCACGGACCAUGAACUGGGGUAUCUUCGAAGGGCUCCUGAGCGGGGUGAACAAAUACUCCACGGCCUUCGGGCGCAUCUGGCUCUCCCUGGUCUUCAUCUUCCGGUUGCUGGUCUACGUGGUGGCGGCAGAGCGGGUGUGGAGCGACGACCACAAGGACUUUGACUGCAACACACGCCAGCCCGGCUGCUCCAAUGUCUGCUUCGACCACUUCUUCCCCGUCUCCCACAUCCGCCUCUGGGCCCUGCAGCUCAUCCUGGUCACCUGCCCCUCCCUGCUGGUGAUCAUGCACGUGGCCUACCGGGAAGCCAGGGAGCAGAAGCACCGGGAGGUAGCGGGCGAGAACUGCCACCGACUCUACCCCAACCCCGGCAAGAAGCGGGGAGGGCUGUGGUGGACCUACCUGCUCAGCCUUGUCUUUAAGGCUGCUGUGGAUGUGGUUUUCCUCUACAUCUUCCACCGGUUCUACAAGAACUACACCCUCCCCAGCGUGGUGAAGUGCGAGAUCCCCCCGUGCCCCAACAUCGUGGACUGCUUCAUCUCCCGGCCCACGGAGAAGAACAUCUUCACCCUCUUCAUGGUGGUCACGGCCUGCCUCUGCGUCCUGCUGAGCGUGGUGGAGGCCUGCUAUCUGGUGGGGAAACGGUGCCAGGAGUCCCUGCUGUCCAGAAGCAAGAGCAGCCGGAGGGAAACCAGGCAGUUCAGGAGCAUCGUUCAUAACAAGGACUGUUCCCUCUCCCACGGCGAGCAGGACAGCCUCGAGCCCAGAGGGCAGGUUUUCCACGCGGCGGAUUGCAAGCUAGUCAUGGCUCCAAACACAACCAGUUCCCAGAUAAGAGAAGAUGUUAUCUCCUAAGCGGAGGGAAAGACCUAGGGAGGCUGUCUCCGUGCAGAACGGCCCUUGUUCGAGACCAGCCCUCCUUGUUGGCCAUGCCUAGAUGUCACGAGCCAAGAUCAGACCUGGCCUCUGCUGGCAGCUCGGCUCCCAUCACACGCCCGGGUGUUAAGGACAUUGGGUGCUUCCCCCUGCCUUGCAUUGGUCUGGUGGAAAUAACUGGACUCCGGCACUUUAGAGAAGAAUGGCCUUGCUAGUCAGUGGGAAGUCCUAUUGGAACCACAGACUGGAGAGAAGCAGGGGGAAGGGGAAUGUUCAGAGGAUGUUGUGAAGGCCAAGACUAUAACAGGGUUCAAAAAAGAGCUAGAUAAAUGAUAGACCCAUUAAUGGCUAUUAGCCAGGCUGGGCAGGGGUGGUGUCCCUGGCCUCUGUUUGCCACAAGCUGGCAGUGGGCGGCAGGGGUUGGAUCACUUGAUGAUUCCCUGUUCUGUUCAUUCCCCUCUGGGGCACCUGGCAUUGGCCACUGUCAGUAGACAGGAUACUGGUCUGGAUGGACCUUUGGUCUGACCCAGUGUGGCCGAUCUCAUGUUCUUAAUGCAAAGCCUAGAGUUGUGGGAUUUAGACUUAUGAGAUUUGAUGGGUUCUUGCAGCAGCUGCUGCUGGCCACUACUGGAGUCAGGACACAGGGCUCGAAGGACCCUUGCUCUGACCCAGCCUGGCAAUUCCUGUGGUGAGACAUCAUGCAGGAUUGUGCCCUCCUGUGUCUUCCCGUUCCAUGCCCAGUCUAACUUCACAGGCGUCCGUUGGAAGGUCCAGCCUCAGAGAGAGGAGUGGGAUGUAAGGAACAAGCCAGACUUCUCCGCUGGCAGUGAGAAUUUCUCAGCCACUGUGGAAACAGAGCCAGAUCCUUCUGUCUGUCCCUGAGUGACAUGCCAAAUGGUAGGGGGACGUUGGAGAAACCCGGCCUGGCCGUGGAUGUUCCUGGGGUGGGGCUGCCUAGGCCAAGUGGGUAUUUUCUCUCCAAGCCUGCUAAGGAGAGGGGGGUGAGGUCUCCAAAGUGCCUCAUUUCAUGAACAGUCCUUCAGCUUUGCUUAACCCAACGGGACCAACUGGGGGUAGCAGAAGACACUAGAAAGAACGGGAGGCUUCCCAAGAACAGAAUACAGCAAUUCCCAUCUGCCAGAAAUGCCCAAUAAUCCAUCCUGCCAGAGAUUCAAGUCAUGGAAACUAAACACUUGCUGAUGUCGGUGAUGGGGAAUCCGUUCACCCUUAGGGAAUUAAAGAG